Molecule: messenger RNA, 5292 nt
Organism: Mya arenaria
Lineage: Eukaryota; Metazoa; Mollusca; Bivalvia; Myida; Myidae
Product: sentrin-specific protease 1-like
Exons: 18
Coding region: 96-2189 (697 amino acids)
Biological process (GO): protein desumoylation
Cellular component (GO): nucleus
Molecular function (GO): deSUMOylase activity
Source: RefSeq, a predicted model, not a curated record
ACCGGCGACUCUUCUUUCGAUGAAUGCGCGCAUGAUACAAACUUUCAAUCAAAAAGCAUAUUCUCGUUGAAGUAUUGUAAUAAUCUUCAUUUGAAAUGUUAAACUCAUUCACUAAGAAAGUUAAGAAUCUUAUAUUUUCAUCAAAUGAGACCGACAAUACUUUGAAGAUUGAUAGAAAAAGAAAGCGGCCAAAUGAUGACAGCGAUGACAGAGAUGAUGAUGGUUUGCUUGUGAAGAAAGUGAAAUUGCAGCAGAAAAACUCCAGUAUAUUUGGAGGCCUGUUUAGUGCCAGUACUGUACAGACCAUGUCGGACUGGGUACAGAAAAAGACACCCAAUCUGUUUCACUGGAACUCAAAUAACCAUCAACCAGUCAAACACAAACCACCAGGGGCGACCCCACAUUCUGGGAAUCACCAAGGCAAUGGUUUCGGCAAAAAUGGCAGCACUCGGCUCGAGGGAGAUGACAGAUAUGAUUCACACAGAACGUUUGGGAGGGUGGAUGCACCUAUCGCCUACAGACAAGGGACUUGGCCAGUCUAUGACCCGGUAACCCGCCAACCAGAUCCUCUGUCCCGGGCUCCUCUUCGACCAGGCAGCACAGAGAACAGACCUGUCCAGACUGAUUACCCAUCAGGCAUGAAAGCGGCCUUAACUUCUAGUCAUAGCCAAAACAAGCUUCUACGUACCAGAAACCCUCACAUGUUUACAGCCAAAGAGAGUGUCCGCUUGGAUGAAAAGGCCCGGUAUCAGCAACUACUCCAGAAGUUCACCACAGUACAGCUACCGUUAGAAAACAAGGAGACUGAGGGUAGCAAGAAGCAAGUUCGAGUCCCAGAACUGCCCAGGUUUUAUUUCAGAAAAAAUGACAGUAUUCUCAGCUCAACAGUUGGCCAGGAUCGUGAAGACCCCUCAGAGAAUCGUUUAGCAGACAGAGUGAGGCAGGAAGAUUCAAAAGGCAGACAGAAGGAAGGCAGGCAGAAAACACAGGAGACAUCUCGGUUUAAAGUACAGCCCACACAAAAGUCCACCCCCAGACCUCUCAGCAAUGGUACCCAUUCACCUGGAGAUGACUCAAUGGUCCAUAUCACAGACAUAUCGGCCAUUCCCAAAGUACAGCCAGAUUCUACAAGAAAAGCCCUGCCAGUAGCGGGAGUUAUAGAUCUCACAGACGAUGACUGUGAAAAAGAAAGAAAUGCCAAAGGAUUACCUCAAAAUAAGCUGAAAUUUCCUACAGAUGAUUACAGAAGUUCACAGUUCCUUUCUGACGUAUGGAUCAAAAACAUGAUGACCACAUACAACUGUAAGGCCCGUGAGAGAGAUCGACAGGUGGCAGAGGCUGAGAUAAAGGCCAAAGUAUUUGAUGAGAAGCGUCAACAAGAUGAGCUGGAGUUGGAAAAGAAAAUUCGAGUUAACCUGAAGAUAUACCAGCGGGAGCCCGUGGUUAUAGAAGAGCCCGAAAUCUCAGAGCCCGAGGAUGAGGUUGAAGUUGUUGAGGAGGAAGAGGAGAGAUUACCUGAGUUAACAGUCAAGAUGGACCGGAAGGUGAGCACAUGUCUGUCACGGUCGGCCAAUCCAGAGGAGGUUUUAGUAGACAAAUUCCGGUUACAGAUUACACGCAGGGACAUACAUACACUGGCUGGGCUUAACUGGCUUAAUGAUGAGGUUAUAAAUUUCUACAUGAAUCUGCUAAUGGAGCGAGGCGAGGCUGACAACAAGCCAAGUGUGUACGCCUUCAACACGUUCUUCUACCCGAAAGUCACGUCCAGUGGCCACAGUGCAGUAAGGAGAUGGACCCGAAGGGUGGACGUCCUGGGGAUGGACUAUAUCAUCAUCCCUGUUCAUCUUGGCAUGCACUGGUGUCUCGCAAUUAUAGACUUUAAGAAGAAACAAAUCAGAUAUUACGAUUCAAUGGGAGAUGGUGACAGAGGUUGUCUCAAUGUCUUACAGCAGUACCUUUGUGAUGAAAGUAAAGAUAAAAAGAAAAAGGACUUUGAUCUGACGGGCUGGACAUGUGUUGCUAUGAAGGACAUUCCCCAACAGCAGAAUGGCAGUGAUUGUGGCAUGUUUGCGUGCAAGUUUGCGGAGUACGUCACCAGAGAGGCUCCCAUCUCAUUCACACAGGAAAAUAUGCCUUACUUCAGACGACGAAUGGUGUACGAGAUAGUAACUGCAAAACUGCUACAGUGAUAAUAGAUCUAAAAACAAGAAGUGACUGAAUAACGAUUGAUCCAGAUAACUAUUAUAUGAUCAUGUUGUUUCCUUCAACACUGAAGUAAGACAGCUCAGGGUCUGCUUGAAUCACCUUACGCUACUGGCAAAAAAACUUCAGAGUAUGGAAACGAUCUUAAAUGUUAUUUGGUAUGUGCGGUUCAUCAAUCACACAGAUUCAUGUUGUGCUGAAAAAAGUAAGCGUUAUGCUCCAUGCAAAGGAACUGCCUUCAAAAUCACUUCAGAACACAUGGAAACAAUCAGUGGUGUUGUUUGGUAUGUGUGUGUGGUAAAUGAUAGUGACUUAACUGAACGGACUUAAAAAUAUUGCCUUACCUUACCUCUGAAGAAUAGAAGACACAUGGAAACACUUAUCUGUGUAUGUGGUGAAUAUAUAGCACAGACAAAAACAGGCUUAAAUUAAUAGUAGCUACUGUUUAAAAGGAACUUGAUGAUAUGUUGAAACAAUGAUGUGUGUUAUUUGUAUAUGUGGUGAAUUGACAGGAUGCCAUAUCCCCCAGAUCUAUAUAUUUUUAACUGUAAAAUCAAUGUAGAGAUUAACUGGUCACUUGAUAAUCUCUUUGGAUAAAAAAGUGCAAAUGGAAUUGGAUUCGUUAUUUUCUUCUGUUGAACAAAGUAGGUAAUAAUUGAGGGAAGUCAUAAUACAAUUUAGCUGAUAUGUACAAUAUGUUCUGAUUUUUUGUCAGCAAUUGUGUUGCAUGAUUUUUUGUCAGCAAUUGUGUUGCUUAAAAUGAAUAGCUUCUAGCCUUUGAUGAAAAACAGACAUUAAAUUUAUUUUUUUGAAACCAUUUGAUCGUUCAAGGUUUACAGUGUCCAUGUGUGUAUCAGAUGAAAAUCAUACACAACUUCACAAGAAGGAAGAUAGAAUUGUACCAUUAUUUGGAUUGAUGCCAAAACAUCCAUUUCCUAUACCAUUAAAGCAACAGUUCUUCGGAACUAUUAUAUAAUCUGUUAAAUACCUAAAGAUAUCAAUCUCUGAUCAAAGUUUCGGCAAAAUCUGACUUUUUUAAUAUUAAAGCAUUUUUUGCAAAGAUCCAUACCAGUUUUAACAUAUAUGAGCAAGACCGUUAUACAAACAAAGCUGUCGUGAUUUCGAUCAACAUCAUGAUUUCGAUCAACGUUUGAAUAUUAUAUUUUUUAUAAAUAUGAUGAGAGUUACUUGUAUCAAAUGGUUAAUGUGAAUUUGUAAAAAUUAUGGGAAAAUGGCAAUAUUCGAUUUUUCAUGUAUUGUAAACUUUGAGUACUAUUGGUGUUAACAAAAAAAAUUGUAAUUCCUGUUUACAUGAACAUUUUAUACAUGUAUAUAUGUUUGUAUUGCAAGAAACAUUUUAAUGCCAACUUUUGGUUCAAGUGAUCAUAGCUAUACCAAUAUUAAACCAAAUGGAAAUGGUCAAAACACAAAAAUUAUAAAUAAUUACCCUUGAAUAGUUGUGAAAAAUACCCUGGAAUAGUCAAAACACUAGCAUUGUGAAAAAUACCCUUGAAUAUUAAAAACCCAAGCAUUGUCAUCAAGAACUGUUAGAAUGGUCAAAAACUUUGACAUUGUGAAUUUUCAACCUUGAAAUGGACAAACAUAUAUGUACAUUUGUAUUUUGAACAUUACCCUUAAAGUUACUCGCUCCUGAUUUUGGACAAAAAAUUAGUUUUCUUAGUAAUGCAUUUGAAAACACUUAUUUUAUCAUUAUUGUCCUCAAUCAUGACAAUGAUAUUGAAAUUGCAGAAAAAAAUACAGUUAUAGCAUAAAAAAAUUUUUUUCGGCUUUAGUGGGGAUCAAACCCACCCUGAUCAAGUCAAGAUAAAUUAGAAAACAGCCAACUAAUCCACACAGCCACUGGAACUUUAACAAACGUGUAGAAUAUGUUGACCUCUUUAGUUCUUAACGAUACAUUUAUAACAACACGUGAUAAUGUCAAUCGACCAGUCACAGAACACCACAGACAUAAUGAUUUUCAAUCACAUUAAAUUGACUUCAUUCUUCACAAAUUAGUUCAGGGCCAAAUACAAUUAAAUUAUACAACUCUGUAUGACACUAAAUACAAGUUAUGGCCAUUCAAUAUGUUUCCUUUUUAUGAUUUAGGGCAUCCCUCAUUCAAUGCAGCAUAAUAGUCACACACACUGUCUGACAAAUAUCUUUAUGUUGUUCAUUUAAGUGAUACCUCACACUGAUAAAUAUUUUUGACAGGUACAUAUUAUAUCAUAAAUGCAUUUGUUUCUAAGACAAAGUGUCAUAUAUUUCUUUUAAUAUUUGCUUUUUCAUAGUCAAUCCAUUGUAUUCUGCGUCAAUGCAUUAAACGGGCUGUCUCACGUAUGAUGAAAUAGCCAAAAAAAAAAAGGAAAUUGUCAAAAACUGACAUUAACUUGGCAUCGAUGUGUACAAUGCAUCGAAACUUACUAACUGAAGUAACACAUAGUUUACAAUUUAUUUAAGUUUAGCAGUUAUUUCGUAUUUUUCCAUUAAAAAAGAUUACUAGGUAUGUCUUCCAGGUAGAAUUCAUUCCUUAUGCAUGAUUGGCUAGUCGGUGUUAUCACGUGAUAUUGUUGAGGUAGGUGUAUAGCUUAAUUAUGUCACCCGAUUAGUAGAAGCCUUUGUAGCUCAGUGAGUAAGACGCUGAACUUCAAUUUUGGCGACGCGGGUUCAAACCCGGUCUCUGACACAAUUUUUCUUUACAUUUUGGUACUUUUUUUACAAUUAUGAUAUCAAAGGGUAACACAUUCUAUAAGAUAAUUGUCCUGAGAUUUGUUUCAGAAAAAAACUUUGUUUGGUGCCAAUCUGUGACACUGUGAAAUAACUUGCAAACUGACAAAGAACAUUUAUUUUUUAAACCAAUCAUGAGUAUUGGUAGAUUAAUAGUUCCAGGUUGGGCAUCAAAUCAUAUAAACAUGAUGUUUCAGGACAAUGAAAUAUUGGUAGGAAUGACCUUUGUUUUGUUAUACAAAGCAAUAUAUAGUAUUUUAUUAAGUCAUUUCAGGUCUUUGUAUAUAAAUGUAUAUGCAUCCAAAAUGAGCUCUAUGAUUUCAGUGUUAUUUAUUGAACAAGAAUGAAUAAAAGGUUACAACUGUA